CUCGCCAAGAGUCGCAAUCGCCUACUCCAAAACAUUGAAGGACUCUUUACGGGGGUUUCGCCCGAACAAGUCCUGGAUGAUUUGCAAGAUAUUCUCUUACAAGCAGAUCUCGGAACAAAAACUGCCGAAGACAUUGUUGCCGAAGUCAAGAGUUUACGAGAGGAUUCCACCAAAAUGCUUUCCAAGGAUGACUUGAAGAGUAUUAUGAGGGGUAAACUCAUUGAAGCCCUCAAUACGGAACUUUCCGGAGCCAUCCAAUUCAGUCCUCUGGUUGACAAAACACCAACAGUUUUAUUUGUCAUGGGGGCCAAUGGAAUGGGUAAAACUACAACAAUCGGCAAACUCGCACAUCGUCUCCGCAACGAAGGCAAUCAGACCGUCCUUUUGGCUGCUUGUGAUACCUUCCGGGCUGGUGCCGUCGAACAACUCCAACAAUGGGCCGAACGGGCCCAGGUAGAUAUGGUUGGACCAUCCACAAAAGUCACGACACCGAGUGCCGUCUUGUACGCAGCUCUCGACAAGGGUAUUGCGGAAAAAUACGACACAAUUCUGGUCGAUACGUCCGGAAGAUUGAGCAAUAACGAUCAACUGACGGCCGAACUAAAGAAAAUGAAAAAGGUAAUCCAAAAACGUCUUUCACGAGAAAACGAUGAGGAAGGUAAACCCUUACCCAACCUUCAAGUACCACACGAAACAUUACUCGUUCUAGAUGCAGCGCAAGGCCGUAUGGCACUAGACUCGGCUAAAGUGUGGAACGAAGAAAUUGGAUUGUCGGGAUUAAUUCUGACAAAACUGGAUGGCAGUGCACGGGGAGGCAGCGUGGUGGCAAUUAGUCGCGAUAUACAACUUCCAGUGAAGCUGAUUGGAGUUGGGGAAGGGAUUGAAGAUUUGCGA
Molecule: messenger RNA, 894 nt
Organism: Phaeodactylum tricornutum CCAP 1055/1
Lineage: Eukaryota; Bacillariophyta; Bacillariophyceae; Surirellales; Neidiaceae
Exons: 1
Biological process (GO): SRP-dependent cotranslational protein targeting to membrane
Cellular component (GO): membrane
Molecular function (GO): signal recognition particle binding; GTP binding; ATP hydrolysis activity
Source: RefSeq, a predicted model, not a curated record